Molecule: messenger RNA, 1004 nt
Organism: Nelumbo nucifera (sacred lotus)
Lineage: Eukaryota; Viridiplantae; Streptophyta; Magnoliopsida; Proteales; Nelumbonaceae
Product: non-classical arabinogalactan protein 31-like
Cellular component (GO): cell periphery
Source: RefSeq, a predicted model, not a curated record
CUUUCAUUUUGUGUUCCUUCUUCUUAUCUGAAGCUACCUUACUAGUAGCUAGCUAGCUCUGAUAAGAAACCAAGGAAAACGAAAUGGGUUUUCUUGGGGUCAAGCUUUCCCUAGCUUUUCAGCUUUCACUGCUUUUGUUGGGUUCUCUGACUGUUUCGGGUGAAGAAGCUGCAGAGUCUAAGAGGUCACCUGUUUAUUACAUUCACGCUCCGGCUCCAGCUCCGGCUCACCAUCAUCAUCAAGCUCAUGCUCCAGCUCCCCUUAAGCCAUACCCACACCCACCUCCUGCUCCGAAAGCGUACGUUCCGGCACCAGCUCCGGCCCCAAAGAGUCGGAUUCCUCCUCCCAAACCAGCUCCAGCUCCACCAAAAGUUCUCCCUCCCUUGCCCGCAAGAACACUGGUGGCUGUACAAGGAGUCGUUUACUGCAAGUCAUGCAAGUACCCAGGAGUUGAUACUCUUUUGGGUGCUACGCCAAUUUCUGGUGCAACCGUGAAGCUGCAGUGCAAUAACACCAAAUACCCCACAAGUCAUGAGGCGACCACAGCCAAGAACGGUUACUUCUUCCUGCAACCACCAAAGACGAUCACCACUUACGGAGUACACAAGUGCAAGGUGUUCUUGGUCAAAUCAUUACCCUCAGCUUCGUGCCAGUUGAAAACCAACCUUAACCAGGGGAUAAGUGGGGCUGUCUUGAGGUACGAGAAGCCCAAAAGCCCGCUGUCAUUCGCUCUCUACAGCGUUGGCCCUUUUGCCUUCGCUCCCAAAUGCUGAUCACUAAACCCGGCCCUUUGCUAGUAUUUUUUUUUUUUUUUUUUCUUUUUCCCUUCUAGCUAGGGUUUAGGAUAUGAAUAUUCCCUACAUUGCAGUGAGCGAGCUAGGGCUCUGUUUAGUGUUUAGUGGGUGUCUUUUGUUUUUAUAUAUAAGAAACUAGAAUAAGCUGGCUGUCAGGUUGUGUGACAAUAAAUGAUAUAUUAAUAAUAGAAGAAUAUUAAGAAUUACAUA